AUGUACGGCACAUCCACCGGUCCUCAGACUGGGAUCAACACUCCCCGGUCGUCGCAAUCUCUGCGUCCACUCAUCCUGUCACACGGCUCCCUCGAAUUCUCGUUCCUCGUUCCCACCUCGCUUCAUUUCCAUGCCUCUCAGCUCAAGGACACUUUCACCACAUCAUUACCCGAGCCCACAGAUGAAUUGGCCCAGGAUGACGAGCCCUCGUCUGUGGUGGAGCUGGUCGCCCGCUACAUCGGUCAUGUAGCCCACGAGGUCGAGGAAGGCGAGGAUGACGCCCAGGGCACCUACCUGGAGGUCCUGAAGCUCGUCAUGAACGAGUUCGAACGGGCCUUCAUGCGCGGUAACGAUGUCCACGCUGUCGCGGCUGCCUUGUCCAGCAUUGUCGGCAAGAAGAACCAGGUCGUCCAGGCCUACUACGCUGGUCGCGCCGCCGCCAGCCGUCCGACUAAGCCCUACGAUUCAGCUCUUUUCCGGGCGGCCUCAGACGGCGCGGCGGGUAUCUACACCGUGUUCGGCGGUCAGGGAAACAUCGAGGAGUACUUCGACGAGCUGCGCACUGUUUACACCACCUAUCCCUCGUUCGUGGAGGAUCUAAUUGUUUCUUCCGCUGAGCUUCUGCAGUCUCUGUCUCGCGAGCCCGAGGCGAGCAAGCUCUACCCCAAGGGUUUGGAUGUCAUGCGCUGGCUGCGGGACCGAGACGCUCAACCCGAUACUGACUACCUUGUCUCCGCCCCUGUCAGUCUGCCCUUGAUCGGUCUCGUCCAGUUGGCUCACUACACAGUGACCUGCAAGGUCUUGGGUCAGCAGCCUGGUGAUCUCGUGGAGCGCAUUCGUGGUACUACCGGUCACUCGCAAGGUGUGGUCACUGCGGCCGCCAUUGCUACCGCGACCAGCUGGGAGUCAUUCGCUCAGGCCUCUCGCAAUGCCCUGACCAUGUUGUUCUGGAUUGGUCUGCGCAGCCAGCAGGCCUAUCCCCGCACUUCUCUGGCUCCUUCCGUGCUGCAAGAUUCGGUUGAGAACGGUGAAGGCACCCCGACUCCCAUGCUGUCUAUCCGGGACCUGUCCCUCAGUGCGGUUCAGGAGCACAUCGAUGCGACUAACCAGCACUUGCCCAAGGAUCGUCACAUUGCCAUCUCUCUCGUCAACAGUGCUCGCAACUUCGUCGUGACUGGUCCUCCCAUCUCACUUUAUGGUCUGAACCUGCGUCUCCGCAAGGUCAAGGCUCCCACGGGACUCGACCAGAACCGUGUGCCCUUCACGCAGCGCAAGGUUCGCUUCGUCAACCGUUUCCUUCCCAUCACCGCUCCCUUCCACAGCCAGUACCUCUCCUCUGCGUAUGACCGUAUCUUGGAGGAUUUGGAAGAUGUUGUGGUCAUCCCCGCCAAGUCUCUCCGUAUCCCCGUGUUCAACACCAAGUCUGGCGAGGACUUGCGCAACUUGGGUGAUGAGAGUGCCGUGCCCGCUCUGAUUCGCAUGAUCACUCACGACCCUGUCAACUGGGAGCAGGCUACCGUCUUCCCUGGUGCCACUCACAUUGUCGACUUUGGUCCCGGAGGCAUCUCCGGCCUUGGUGUCUUGACCAACCGAAACAAGGACGGUACCGGUGUGCGUGUCAUUCUGGCCGGCGAAAUGGAUGGCACCAAUGCUGAGGUCGGAUACAAGCCGGAACUCUUCGAUCGCGAUGAACACUCUGUGAAGUAUGCGGUGGAUUGGGUCAAGGAGCACGGCCCCCGCCUGGUGCAGACCUCUACUGGGGAGACUUAUGUGGACACCAAGAUGAGUCGCCUGCUGGGCAUUCCCCCUAUCAUGGUGGCGGGUAUGACUCCUACUACUGUUGCUUGGGAUUUUGUGGCUGCCACCAUGAACGCUGGUUAUCACAUUGAGCUUGCUGGUGGUGGUUACUAUAAUGCCAAGACCAUGACUGCUGCUUUGAGCAAGAUCGAGAAGGUCAUUCCGCCUGGACGCGGCAUCACCGUCAACCUGAUCUAUGUCAAUCCUCGCGCCAUGGCCUGGCAGAUCCCCCUGAUCGGCCGUCUCCGUGCCGAGGGUGUCCCUAUUGAGGGUCUGACUAUUGGUGCCGGCGUUCCUUCCAUUGAGGUAGCCAACGAGUAUAUCGAGACUCUGGGCAUCAAGCACAUUGCCUUCAAGCCCGGCUCUGGUGAUGCUAUUCAGCAGGUCAUCAACAUCGCCAAGGCGAACCCCAAGUUCCCCGUCAUCCUGCAGUGGACUGGUGGACGUGGUGGUGGUCACCACUCUUUCGAGGAUUUCCACCAGCCUAUCCUCCAGAUGUACGGCCGCAUCCGCAAGCAGGACAACAUCGUUCUGGUUGCCGGUAGUGGUUUCGGUGGUGCCGAAGAUACCUACCCUUACCUUUCUGGUGCUUGGUCUGCCAAGUACGGCUAUCCCCCGAUGCCUUUCGAUGGUUGCUUGUUCGGUAGCCGUAUGAUGAUUGCGAAGGAGGCUCACACCUCAAAGAACGCGAAGAAGGCCAUCGCCGAUGCGCCUGGUGUGGGUAAUGACGAAUGGGAGAAGACCUACAAGAGUGCCGCUGGCGGUGUCAUCACUGUUCUGUCUGAGAUGGGUGAGCCUAUCCACAAGCUGGCCACCCGUGGUGUUCUGUUCUGGCAGGAGAUGGAUCAGAAGAUCUUCAAGCUUGACAAGGCUAAGCGUGUCCCCGAGUUGAAAAAGAUGCGUAACUACAUCAUCAAGAAGCUCAACGAUGACUUUUCCAAGGUCUGGUUCGGUCGCAACGCUGCCGGCGAGACUGUGGAUCUCGAGGACAUGACCUAUGCCGAGGUCGUUCAUCGCAUGGUCGAUCUGAUGUACGUCAAGCACGAGUCUCGUUGGAUUGACGACUCGCUGAAGCGUCUGACUGGUGACUUCUUGCGUCGUGUUGAAGAGCGCUUCACCACCACCAGUGGUCAGGCUUCGUUGCUCCAGAACUAUUCUGAGCUGAACACUCCUUAUCCUACAGUCGACAACAUCCUGGCUGCCUAUCCUGACGCUGCCAAGCAGUUGAUCAACGCUCAGGAUGUUCACCACUUCCUCCUGCUGUGCCAGCGCCGCGGCCAGAAGCCAGUGCCUUUCGUCCCUGUCCUCGACGAGAACUUCGAAUACUUCUUCAAGAAGGACUCUCUGUGGCAGAGCGAGGACCUUGAGGCUGUUGUUGACCAGGAUGUUGGCCGUGUGUGCAUCCUGCAGGGUCCUAUGGCUGCUCGCUUCAGCAAUGUCAUUGAUGAACCCGUGAAGGAUAUUCUGGAUGGCAUUCACAACGGACACAUCGCUGGCCUGCUUCGUGACGUUUAUGGCGAUGACAAGUCCAAGAUUCCUACCAUUGAAUACUUCGGUGGGAAUCUCGUCGAUGAUGAGGAUGAGCGCGAGGCGGAAGGUCUUACUGUAUCUGAAGAGGCCAACAAGAUCAGCUUCCGCCUUUCCUCAUCUUCUGCCGACCUGCCCAGCUUGGACCGCUGGCUUCGUCUCCUGGCUGGCAAGACCUACUCUUGGCGCCAUGCUCUCUUCUUAGCCGACGUGUUCGUUCAGGACCACCGUUUCCAGACCAACCCAAUGAAGCGUGUUGUCGCCCCUACAGCCGGUCUAUUUGUUGAGAUCAUCAACCCCAACGAGCCCGCCAAGACUGUCAUCAGCGUGCGCGAACCUUACCAGUCUGGCAAGCUCGUCAAGACUGUCGAGGCGAAGAUGAACGAGAAUGGUCAGAUCGCUCUGAGCAUGUUCGAAGGCCGCACUGCCGAAGGUGGUGUUGUUCCCUUGACGUUCCUCUUCACCUACCACCCCGAGGCCGGAUAUGCUCCCAUCCGCGAAGUCAUGGGUGACCGCAAUGACCGCAUCAAGGAGUUCUACUACCGUAUCUGGUUCGGCGACAAGAAUGUUCCUUUCGAUACUCCUACCACCGCCACCUUCGACGGCGGCCGCGAGACCAUCACUAGCCAGGCUGUGGCUGACUUUGUCCACGCUGUUGGCAACACUGGAGAGGCAUUUGUUGAGCGUCCCGGUAAGGAGGUCUUCGCACCCAUGGACUUUGCCAUUGUUGCCGGCUGGAAGGCUAUCACUAAGCCUAUCUUCCCUCGCACCAUUGACGGAGAUCUCUUGAAGUUGGUCCACUUGUCCAACGGCUUCAAGAUGCUCCCAGGUGCUCAGCCUCUGAAGGUUGGCGACGUGCUGGAUACCACUGCUCAGAUCAAUGCCGUCAUCAACCAGGAGUCUGGUAAGAUGGUCGAGGUCUGCGGUACCCUGAAGCGCAACGGUGAGCCCGUUAUGCAGGUUACCAGCCAGUUCUUGUACCGCGGUGCCUACACCGACUUUGAGAACACUUUUCAGCGCAAAGAUGAGGUGCCAAUGCAGGUUCAUCUUGCCAGCAGCCGGGAUGUUGCCAUUCUCCGCUCCAAGGAGUGGUUCCGUAUGGAUGAGUCGGAGACUGAGCUCCUCGGUCAGACUCUGACAUUCCGUCUUCAGUCCUUGAUCCGCUUCAAGAAUCAGACCGUCUUCAGCAAUGUGCAGACUAUUGGUCAGGUGCUUCUGGAGCUGCCCACCAAGGAGGUCAUCCAGGUGGCCUCUGUCGAGUAUGAGGCUGGUGUGUCUCACGGCAACCCCGUCAUUGACUACCUGCAGCGCAAUGGUACGUCCAUUGAGCAGCCUGUCUACUUCGAGAACCCUAUCCCUUUGAGCGGCAAGACCGCCCUCGAGCUGCGCGCCCCGGCCUCUAACGAGACCUAUGCUCGCGUCUCGGGUGACUACAACCCCAUCCACGUCUCCCGUGUCUUCUCCAGCUAUGCCAACCUGCCCGGUACCAUUACCCACGGCAUGUACAGCAGUGCUGCCGUCCGCUCAUUGGUCGAGACUUGGGCUGCUGAGAACAACAUUGGUCGUGUCCGCGGCUUCCAGGUCUCUCUUGUCGGCAUGGUGCUGCCCAACGAUAUGAUCACUGUGAAGCUGCAGCACGUCGGUAUGAUCGCCGGUCGCAAGAUCAUCAAGGUUGAGGCUAUGAACAAGGAGACCGAGGACAAGGUCCUUACCGGCGAGGCUGAGGUCGAGCAGCCUGUGACCUCGUAUGUUUUCACUGGUCAGGGUUCCCAAGAACAGGGUAUGGGUAUGGAGCUGUAUGCCAGCAGCCCCGUUGCUCGUGAGGUGUGGGACCGUGCCGAUCGCCACUUCCUGGAGAACUACGGCCUGUCCAUCAUUGACAUUGUCAAGAACAACCCCAAGGAGCUCACUGUGUACUUCGGUGGUCCUCGUGGUAAGGCUAUCCGCCAGAACUACAUGGCUAUGACCUUUGAAUCUGUGAACGCCGAUGGCUCUAUCAAGUCCGAGAAGAUCUUCAAGGAGGUUGAUGAGAACACCGCUUCUUACACUUACCGCUCUCCCACCGGACUCCUGUCGGCUACGCAAUUCACCCAGCCUGCGCUCACUCUCAUGGAGAAGGCCAGCUUCGAGGACAUGCGCUCCAAGGGCCUUGUCCAGCGUGACAGCAGCUUCGCCGGUCACUCCCUAGGUGAAUACUCUGCCUUGGCUGCCCUUGCUGAUGUCAUGCCCAUCGAGAGCUUGGUCUCGGUCGUCUUCUACCGUGGUUUGACCAUGCAAGUUGCCGUCGAGCGUGACGAGCAGGGUCGUUCCAACUACUCCAUGUGCGCUGUCAACCCCAGCCGUAUCUCCAAGACCUUCAACGAACAGGCCUUGCAGUAUGUUGUUGAGGUCAUUUCUGAGCAGACUGGCUGGCUUCUGGAGAUUGUCAAUUACAACGUUGCGAACAUGCAAUACGUUGCUGCUGGAGAUCUCCGCGCCCUGGACUGCCUCACCAACCUUCUCAACUUCCUCAAGGCUCAGAACAUCGACAUCCCCGCCUUGAUGCAAAGCAUGUCGCUCGAGGAUUUGAAGGCCCACUUGGUCAACAUCAUUCAAGAAUGUGUCAAGCAGACCGAGGCCAAGCCCCGACCCAUCCAGUUGGAGCGUGGUUUCGCCACCAUCCCCCUCAAGGGCAUUGAUGUUCCGUUCCACAGUACCUUCCUGCGCUCCGGAGUCAAGCCGUUCCGCUCAUUCUUGCUCAAGAAGAUCAACAAGACCACCAUCGACCCCUCCAAGCUCGUUGGCAAGUACAUCCCCAACGUCACUGCUCGUCCCUUCGAGAUCUCAAAGGAGUACUUCGAGGACGUGUACCGCCUUACCAACUCCCCCCGUAUUGCUGCUAUCCUGGCCAACUGGGAGAAGUACGAGCAGGGUACCGAGAACGCUGCUCGCGAGGCCUAG
This is a messenger RNA of Penicillium diatomitis, 6264 nucleotides long. Its product is annotated as tetrafunctional fatty acid synthase subunit FAS1. Gene Ontology annotation, molecular function: enoyl-[acyl-carrier-protein] reductase (NADH) activity; [acyl-carrier-protein] S-malonyltransferase activity; [acyl-carrier-protein] S-acetyltransferase activity. The record is from RefSeq and is a predicted model, not a curated record. Gene Ontology annotation, biological process: long-chain fatty acid biosynthetic process. Lineage: Eukaryota; Fungi; Ascomycota; Eurotiomycetes; Eurotiales; Aspergillaceae. The transcript is spliced from 2 exons. Gene Ontology annotation, cellular component: fatty acid synthase complex. The coding region runs from base 1 to 6264 and encodes 2087 amino acids.